GGACCUGGUUUCCCUUUGACCGUGACCGGCUCAAACUCUUCGAGAAGCCGCUGUUGCCAACUGCCCAAAUUCUCGAUUAACGGCACGCUAUCUCUGCGCUUAUCUUCCUUGGAGUGGAUAUCUGUGACAUAUCCGGCACGGCACCAGUCCUGGAAUUCUUGCUAAGCCUUGUCGGCCGCCUCGAUGGAAGCCAUCUAUUUAGACUGCGCGAUACCGCAUCUAUAGUGACGUCCGGUCUCUUCUCCUCCACGAACCGUCAUGGGAGGAACUUGGCGACUGGGAGUAGACACCGGCGGUUCGUUCACAGAUGUUUUGCUUCUUAAGGAUACGGGAGAGACAUGGCGCGCGAAAGUUCCCAGCACACCUGAGGACCAAUCGAUCGGUGUCCGCGCAGGGAUCGACGAGGUGCUCUCCAAGAUCCCUGACGGCGCGAACAUCGAGCUCCACGUCGUGAACCACGGAACGACCGUCGCGACGAACGCCAUUCUCGAGGGCCGGGGUGCGAAAGUCGCCCUGAUUCUGACCGAAGGCUACAAGGAUGUACUGCAAACGCGCAGGUCGCAGGUUCCGGGUGGUCUGGCGGGCUGGAUAACGUGGAAGAAGCCCGAGCCUCUCGCGCCGCUCGAAAUGACGGUCGAGGCUCCAGGGCGGAUUGCCACCGACGGGACAGAGAUCCGGCCGUUCGACGAGGCGGUGUUUCGAGCGCGUCUGAAGUCCCUCAUAGGGCAGGACCCGGAAGCCAUCACUGUCAGCCUGAUGAAUUCUUUUGCCAAUCCGAAGCACGAAGACGCCGUCCUGCGCGUCUUGUCCGAGGUCUUGCCUGAUGUGCCUGUGUCGCUCUCCUCGGACGUUCUGCCGGAGCUGAUGGAGUAUGAACGAGCUGUGACGACGGUGGCCAAUUCUUAUGUCAAACCACGCGUCGCUCGAUACCUGAACAAUCUUCUGCAAUCGCUCAAAGGCAAGACUCAGCAUCUCCGGAUUCUGCGCUCCGAUGGCGGACUGUCUUCUGUUUCGCUCGCCACCCGCUUUCCGGUCACUCUCGCGCUCUCCGGUCCGGCAGGGGGAGUGUCUGGUGUUGUUUCAUCCGUUGCAGCUGGAACGAAGUACAAGAACUUGAUCACUCUUGACAUGGGUGGGACCAGCACCGACGUUGCCCUAGUUGAGAAUGCGACACCUCGGAUCCGCCGCGAAACUCACGUUGCAGACUUGAUUGUUCGGGCUCCUUCAGUCGACGUUCGUACUGUCGGAGCCGGCGGGGGAUCGAUCGCGCAUGUGCCUGAGAUUACCAAAUUUCUGCGCGUAGGACCUGAGAGUGCUGGGGCUGUUCCAGGCACGUGCUGUUCUACUUGUUGUAUUCCGAAGACACUGAAAACGAUCAUAGGACCUGCUUGUUACGGCAAGGGAGGCACCAAUGCCACCGUCACGGAUGCUAAUGCGGUGCUUGGCUAUCUUCCCGAGUAUCUCCUGGGCGGUGCCUUCAAGCUGGAUCUGGAUCAAGCCCGUCAGUCCGUCCAGAAGAUCGCCGAUGCGCUGGGGAUCGGUCUGUUUGAUGCUGCGGAGGGGAUCAUCCGCGUCGCGAAUGAGACGAUGUACGGGGCGCUCCGCUUGGUCUCGGUCGAGCAGGGCUACGAUCCACGUGACUUCAGCCUGGUCGCGUUCGGCGGUGCUGGGCCCUUGCAUGCCAAUGCGCUGGGCAUCCUGCUCCAUUCGUAUCCCGUGAUCAUUCCGCCUUCGCCGGGAGUGCUGUGUGCAUGGGGCGACGCGACCACCGUCCUGCGGCACGAGGAGACGCGCACGUUCAUUCGCGAUCUUGCCGAGACAAACAGCGACGAGCUCUUGCAAGGCUACGCGGAGCUCAUGGCCAAGGCGGGGAAGAUUAUGCUGGAGGAUCAGGGCGUCCCUAGAGACAAACAGGUUUAUAAGUACCAAGCCGAUCUGCGUUAUCUCGGACAGGCGAUCACACUUGCAGUCGACGUUGAUUUCAACCAGCUCCUGCUCGAGGCGACGUUCCACCUGCGAGAACUGUUCGAGAAGGCGCAUGAGAAAGCAUUCACUUACCGGCUGUCUGGCCACGUCGAGCUCAUGAACUUGCGUAUCGUGGUUGAAGAGCAGCCUGCGGAUAUCAAGAUUCCGAAACUCGACCAGGCUGAGGAUCCCAGUCCCCCUCCAGAGGCCAUCGUCAACCGCACGAAUCUCGUGUAUCAGGGCAAGGAACAUAAGGACAGCCCGAUCUGGGACCGGUCGCUCCUCAAAUUCGGGCAUGUGCUCCAUGGGCCCUGUGUCGUGAACGAGAUGGACAGCAAUACCGUGGUCCUGCCUGGAUUCAAGGCUGAUGUUGACGAAAUCGGCAACUUGCUUAUCUGGGAGUCCGGUCUGCUCAAGCCGGUCUCGCACGAAGCUGCUGCGGACGACGAGCUCGACCCCGUGGCGGUCGACAUCUUCGAGUCGGCGCUUCGCAACGCCCGCAGCGAGAUGGACACGUUGAUGAGCAGCUCCAGUCUCUCGCCGGCUAUCCGCGACCAGAUGGAUGAAUACAACGUGAUCGCGGAACCGAGCGGCAAGAUGAUUGUAGGCCAGUUCGGAUCUUUUAUUGGACAGUUUCUGGACCGGUGGAAAGGCACUAUUGAAGAGGGCGAUAUCUUCCUGGUCAACGAUCCCUACAGUGUGGGCGGAUCAAUCAGUCAUUUGAACGACUGGCUGGUCAUGAUGCCCAUCCAUGUCAAGGGAAAGCUGAUCGCCUGGACGGCAAACUUUGGUCACAUGACGGACACCGGAGGAGCCGUGCCCGGAUCGCUGCCCACUGCAGCCAGGACCAUCUUCGAGGAGGGAAUCCAGAUUCCCGUGACAAAAGUCGCGUCACGAGGCGUCUGGAACGACGCCGUGAUGGAGAUCAUCUAUCGAAACUGUCGGCUUCCGGAAUGGAACCGCGGCGAUACUCAAGCGCUCGUGGCGGCGUGCACAUUGGCUGGGCGCCGCAUGCAGGAGCUGUACCGCCGCUUCGGGGACAAGAAUUACUUCGCUGCCAUCGACGAGCUGCUGAAGCGGAACUACGCAGCCAUCAAUGCCAUCAUCCAGAAUGUGAUUCCUGAUCAGCCGGUGUACUUUGAGGACUGGAUCGACGACGAUGGACGGGGUAUUGGCCCGUGGAAGGUCGCCUGCACGAUGUCCAAGUCCAAUGGAAUCCUCAAGCUUGAUUUCACGGGCACCGAUCCCCAGAGCUCGUCCUCGAUCAACUACUACCUCAGCCACAAUAUGUUCAAGAUGUUCGUCGGCAUCUAUCUCGUCACUGUGUUCGAUCCCGGAUGUGUGGUCAACGAUGGGUUCCACAGCCUCGUAGAGCUGCACAUUCCCGAGGGCACCCUUCUCAACCCCGUCCGACCUGCUGCAUUGUCGACAAGGACCCAUCUGCUCGGCCGAGUCAUGGACAUUUUGUCCGGUUUGCUGGGCCAGAACGCGCCUGAAUUUAUGAAUGCCGGCGGAUUCUCUGACUCGCCACAUUUCAUGUUCUCUGGAUUCCGAGAGAACGGUACUUACUGGCAGCUAUACCAGAUCGGCUUUGGAGGCAUUCCGGCCAGGCCGCACGGGGACGGGCCCGAUGGGCACUCGCUGUGGCCGUUGAUGCGAUCAGUCCCCAAUGAGUUCCUGGAGCUGUACUUCCCGCUGCGAAUCGAAGAGUACAACACCGUCCGGGAUUCGGGCGGCCCUGGGCUCUACCGCGGUGGAAAUGGACAGCGCAUCUUCUACCGGUUCCUGGAAGAAGGCGAGAUCUCUGUCCACGACGACCGAUGGCUGUCCAAGCCCUGGGGUGUCAUUGGCGGCGAGCCUGGCGGGCGGUCAUCGAAGAUCUUGGUCCAUUACGGAGACGGAUCCGGCCGGAGAGAAGUGCUGCAAAGCAAGCAAGAUCACAUCCAAGUGCAGAAGGGCGACCUACUUGAAUGGCUAACCUGGGGUGGCGGGGGCUAUGGCGAUCCUUUGAAGCGCGAUCCGGCGUUGGUUGCGCUCGAGGUCCACCGCGGCCUCGUCUCUUUCGACGGAGCGAGGCGCUACGGUGUGGUUGUUAACGACGACUUUUCCGUCAACCAGUCGGCCACCGUGGACCUUCGCCAGCAGAUCCUCGAUGCCCGACCCAAAGACGGCUCAGUAGAGAUCUUCAAUCGGGGCGGAACGUGGGACGAGUUGCGUGCCAGUGCGCUAGCCGAAACCGGCCUACCACCGCCCAAGCCCCCAUCGCAAGUGCCUAUGCGCGGCCCUCACACCGGACUACCUCACAUCCAGGAAUGGAUGAGGAAGCACGGCCAGAUCAGGGAGUAGGAAACACGAAUAUCAUUGCGGCUUCUGUACAUUGUAUCAAUACGAAAAGUCUAUGCCUUGCCGACCUCAGAGUUUGCUGGUCGUGUUUCGCCAGUCGAUGCCUAUUCUUUUUGUACGUUUUCCGAAGCUUGCGCUUGACUUUCUGGCACUUGGUUUGCAGGGUCGGCAGUGCCCGGUGGGAAGUAUUGCGGAAUUAACGUCCUGCAGAGGGUCAAGCGAGGUCAGGGAUUCCGAUCCCCCCAAACGAGACGACAUACUCGUAGACACCCUUGUCUUUGUUGCUCCACACGACCUGUGAGCCCAGUGUCAGAAGUGCACAGAACAAGGCAAGAUCUCGCACGAAGAUGACACGCUCCAGCUUGGUGCCGUCCUCCGAAUCACAGAAUCGCCGCACCACGUCAAGCGCGAUGUGUGUGGCAUCCGCUAUGGGAUAUCCAUAGAUACCGGUCGACACCGAGGGAAACGCCUGCGCAGGAUGAGCAUCGGAUGGACGCCCUGGAAGAUUCAAUGCGCGACGCACGAUAUGUUUCAGAUCGUGCUUGACCGCGAGCUCGAGACUCGUCUGAUAGCACGAGGCGAGCUGUUGGGCACACGCCUCUGCAUUGAGAGAAGAGUACACGGGCCCCACGGUGUGGAUGAUGCGCUUGCUGCAAAACGCGUCAACAGCUGGGAGCCUCGAAGACAGGGACGGAUUAUCCAGACGAACGAGGGUAGUUCGUAGGCCCCGGUGAUCUUGGAUUGACCUGUCUCGCAGCCAUCCAGAGUCAGACCUGGAUGGAAGCGCAAUAAUCUAAGGCCGCGCGACAAAGGACAACUUGACACGACUCACACUCCUCGAAAAGCUGCCUGCCCGCCGCGGAGUGGAUCGCGCCAUCAACUCUUGCGGAGAUCUAAGCGGUGUGUCCGCAGUCGCGGGGGGUGCUGCAAUCACGCACCGCCUCCUCCGCCCUGAAGACUCCGAUUCGCGGCGUUGACGAUGGAGUCGACUUCGAUGGUGGUGAUGUCUCCCUGGCUGCAAGGAUGGGUGGGCGCGUGAGGCGGAGCGCGUGAGUGCACGAGUAGGAGGCGGUCUCACAAGAGCGAAAUGCGACUGAGCAGCUCCUCGUUGCCCGGGUACCGCUCUUUCCCGGCAGGCUUCAGGAUACCCUCUUGAUAGAGCUGCUCGAUGGGUGGCAUAUCCACCAGACAGACAACACGAUCGGUUUCGGAACUCGAGUCGGAAUCGGACAUGGUAGUGUUACACAAGAGUGAUGCAGAAAUGAAAGUACAAAGUUUACAUGUGGUAGUGUAUGCCAAAUGAGAACCGCCUGGACUCUCUGCCAGAGUAAAGGUUAAUAUGAGUUAAGUAAGUUGCGAACGUGAUUAUUCCAGAGUUAUAAGGUGUCUGCGGAAAGAACACAGCAAGGAUCUUGUCAUCAUGGCGAGUCUGGCGACCGCUCAGCGCCACCGCGCUCGGGAUGCAAAGGAGAAUGUGAACGCCGUGGGGUGUGGGCUCGAGCGGGAAAUUCGGGUAAAGGAUGAUCGAGAUGUGCUGCCUCGAACGCAGGGGAACCGGCUUGCGAACGUUCGGCCACCGUCGCAGUCUGUGAUGGCGCCAGCGUCCUAUCGGUAUCGGCUUCCGAUCCCACGGUAACGAUGGGCUGAUUAUCUGGGUAGUACGACAUCCGCUUAGAAUGGGCGAAAUCGUAGACAGUGAACCUGGA
Messenger RNA from Mycena citricolor, 6014 nucleotides. The record is from the annotation of a GenBank genome assembly. NCBI's taxonomy places the organism in Eukaryota, Fungi, Basidiomycota, Agaricomycetes, Agaricales, Mycenaceae.